Polychytrium aggregatum is the source of this 3077-nucleotide messenger RNA. RefSeq lists its product as uncharacterized. NCBI's taxonomy places the organism in Eukaryota, Fungi, Chytridiomycota, Chytridiomycetes, Polychytriales. The transcript is spliced from 6 exons. The coding region runs from base 204 to 2777 and encodes 857 amino acids. The record is from RefSeq and is a predicted model, not a curated record. Gene Ontology annotation, cellular component: nucleus.
GCCUUCGUUGCUCUCCGUCAGCCAGCGCCAUCCCACCACCAUCCAUCUCUCGCCCAACCUCCAAGUCCCACCGCCGUCCAUCCAGCCCCCGGCCGUAUCCGUCUUUCUCCGCGGCUACUCCCUCUCUCUCCUCUUGCUUGUUCGGCCUGUCUGCACUUCCUCCCUCCCCCACUCACCCCGCCUGGCCCUCUGCCACCGGCGAGAUGUCUCAAGAAUCCGUCUCCAAUCCCUCCACCCUCGCUCCCCCAUCCAGACACUCCUCCCCCACGACCCAUGCUGUCAACUUUCUGAUUUACCAAAAGGAUGAGCUCCAGAAGCUCACGGAUCUCAGCCUCUCGGUCUCCGAGAUUGACCACCGUCCCAACAUUAUCCGCUUCGAUGAGGCCGGCCGCAGGAUCAUGUCCCGCCAGUUCCGUGCAAACGCUUACACCUUCCCUGAGCGCAUCGAGUACCUGCUCGACAUUGCCCUGAUCUUGUACCAUGCCGGGUACAGGCUCACCACCGAGGCCUGCCAGAUGCUCGACGACGCCAAGAAGGACAGAGAGCUGUCCAAGUGGCGAGUCAUGGUCAACGACGAGAUCCACAACAAGCUCAAGUUUGUGCGCUACUACUGCCUCUCCCAGGUCGCCUUCCUGACCAUGGGAGACUUUGUGGGCCUCGUCCUGGCUCUCGUUCGGCGCCAUGCCACUUUCCCGCUCGAGAUGGGCGACUUUACUGCCUUCCUUCUCGAAAAACGCUGCAUCGAGCAUGUCUCUGCGAUCCAGGAACCGCCCGUUCGCCGAAAGCGCUCUCCCAGGCGGGCUGCCUCUCCCGACAUUAUCCUCCCUGAUGCCGACGCUACUUCUGCUGCCUCUGCUGCCUCCUCUGCCUCUGAUUCCCUCCCUCUGGCCCCUGCCACUCUCGCUUCUGCUUCUACCUCUGCUGCCGAGUUUGCUGCCUCCCUUCGCACUCCCGUUGCUGCUGCUGGGUCGGUCGCAUUCCCCACCCCGUCCCCCAGCGGCUCUCCCCUCUCUGGAAACGGCUCGGUAGAUUCGAGCUCGGCAGACUCGAGCCAGAUCGAGUCGUAUGACCUCCUGGGCAGCGAUCUCAACUUGCUCCCCGUCACCGACCCAGCCGACAACGACCCCAACCAGCCUCUCGACCAUGGCGACCUUGGCAACGGUCAGCUCGCAGUGAUGCCGUAUCCCCUCCAGUUCGGCCAUCCCCUCCAGAUCUCCGGCGAGGUCAUUCAGCAGACAGUUUGCAGCUACUUUGAUAACUUUUGCUUCCGCGGCGUCCGCUCGUUCAUCCAUAGAAACUCGACCUUCAUGAACUGGAACAGGCUCUCCGAUGUUCUCAAGAUGUCCAUUCUCGGCCACUCGCUGCAAACUUAUCGCCCCAACACUUCCGCCUUGUCACCCGUGCAUGCCAGGGCCUAUUAUCGAAGGGCCUGCGAGCUCAUUAUGGAAGGCAUCGACGAGGUCUCGAUCGAUAUGCUGCAAGCUAUGCUCAUCUGCGUGCACACCUCCCUCCGCAAUCGCGAUGGCAACAUGGCCAUCCGCCUGCUCUACACCGUCCUGCGCUACACAAAGUAUAUGGCCCAGACGAUUGCCCGCGGCGACCCACUCGCCGCCGAAACCAUGCAGCGCAUCGUAUACCAUUCGAUGUGCACCAUCAUCAACUUUGAUGGGCACUCGAUCUCCCUGCGCGGGUAUUCACCCUUGAGCGCCGAAGUUGUUCAGUCGGCCCUGCGCCAGAUGAUUCAGCCGCCUCGAAGCGAAGCCGCUUGGAACGAAAGCCACUUCCAGCCCGCCCUCAACGCAUCUGUCGACGAACAGGUCGUUUACACCCUCCCCAGCGAUCCUGUUCCUCGCGCCAUCAGCUUUGCGGACAAUGUCCUCUACUUCUUCCGCCGCCACCACUACAACAUGCAGUACCUGCGGCUCUUCAACUACGGCAUUCCCGGAAUACACUAUCAGGAUGACUACAAAUCGCUUAUGGCAGCAAAGUACAUGAACGAAUAUCAACCCUAUGUCAACAGCUUGACUGCCUGGUGGAAGCAGCUCCCUCCUGAGCUCCACAUGUUUCACGAAAGCACGAUCCACGACUACAGGUUUGGUGACAUGUCUUGGAUCGAGUCGGUCCAAAUCUCCCUGUUUUAUCACGGCACCGUGGCUGUUACCCUCUUCCCUCGAAUCAUCUUUGAGCUGUGGACGGACCAGUGCUCGACCGAGUCUGCGGCCUACAAGCAGUGCCAUGCUGCCGUCAGCGAAUUCUACCAUGUGUUUUUCCUGAUCAAUCACCACAACGCAAAUACGAAGCUGCUCGAUCGCGACCCUAUCAAGUACCUCUUGAUCUACGUUCACUGCGCCCGUCUUUUGUGCAAUCGUGUCGCCGAGCGUGUCGAGUUCACUCAGGGACUCUACCCUUUCCCCAAUGUCGAAAUCACUGAGGACAAUGCCCCGGUCAUUGACGUUAUCAGUCGCAUCAACCGAUUCCACUACUUUGACUGUGGGGCUCCAUCACCCUACAUCGUUCCUCUCUCGCCUCCCAGCACCCCGCUCCAGGAAUUGGGGCAUCCGUCGCCCACCUUGGUCCAAGAUCCUCAGGGCAUCGACAUUUCCCAGUGGGAAGGUCGCCAUCUCGCCAAGAUUCCUUUCGAGCUGCGAUUCUUCUGCUCGGCAAUCAUGGAGGCGUACUUUAGCCAUGUUCCGUUCCAAGUCGGCAUGGGCCCCUGGAUGCCCACAACCCUGCUGGCCCAUGUCCAAAACAGCUUUUGCGCCGCAAUGCAAGCGUGAGUCGGUUCUUCAAGAUGCUCGUGCCAAAUCCGGGGCUUUCUCCCCUCCCCUCCAACCCCACGAUCCCAGGCCUCGCCGACAAUACCAGUCCUCCCCAGCCCACACUCCUCGCUCGCCCAAAGUCUUCCCCCCCUCCCUUCAUCGUUUCCUGACGCCAGACCUGGUCCUCCUCUCACACAACGAUCCUCCUCGAAACCACUCCCUCCAACUCUCUUCGCCGCCAUCUCGCCCCACGCCUUCCUAUGGACACAACCCUCGCUAUAUUCUAUUGCUUUCCACCGCCUCUCCGCUGAUUUGACA